Messenger RNA from Drosophila serrata, 2200 nucleotides. It is a transcript of the gene kipf, whose product is annotated as kipferl. The record is from RefSeq and is a predicted model, not a curated record. Gene Ontology annotation, molecular function: DNA-binding transcription factor activity, RNA polymerase II-specific; RNA polymerase II cis-regulatory region sequence-specific DNA binding; zinc ion binding. Gene Ontology annotation, cellular component: nucleus. NCBI's taxonomy places the organism in Eukaryota, Metazoa, Arthropoda, Insecta, Diptera, Drosophilidae. Gene Ontology annotation, biological process: regulation of transcription by RNA polymerase II.
CUUCUACUCGUAAAACGCGAUAAAUUAAUGAAUAAAGUACUAAACUAUAAUAAUUUUGCGUAAAGUCAAACGAGAUAAUAUCGAUCAGCAGCAGGCUAUUUGUGUGGCUACUCUUUGAUUAAGAGUGUUGUUGCCUGAAUUACCUACUUAUUGGAAGAUGCAUAAUGUGUGCAGGACGUGCAUGGGUGAGUCGCCCAUGGUGAAUAUCUUCUCAGAUGUCAUUGAUCCGGCUCUCGAACAGCCGGAGCGAAAUCUCUCCUACAUUCUAAGUGAGUGCACCAAUCGCUCCGUUCGAAAGGAUGACAGCCAGCCGCAGUUCAUUUGCCUGGCCUGUCUCCAAGCCGCCCAGACGGCUUUCAGGUUCAAGCUACAAUGCGAUCGCAGCUACCAUCACUUCUGCGAGCUCCAGAAUAAGGAAUCCCUUGAUGGGGAUCAGAACGGCGAUAACCAGCAAGCUGGACACAAAGAAGCUCCUACAGCCGAAGAAUUCCGUUCUCAUUUGUCUCCGGCUAAGCGUGUUGGUACCAACGUCAGACAAAAAAUGCUGAGUCCGUCCGGUGAACGUAAAAGGAAACGAAAUAUCUACUAUGUCGAGGAUAAUCGCUUCGAGUGUCACCUUUGCCCAAACAACUAUAAGAACAGACAUGGCUUAAAGAGACACCUGCUCACCCACAGCUCCAAGCCGAUUUACAAGUGUCCCUCUUGUUUAAAGGCUUUUUGGCGGAAGGAUUCCUACAUAGGACACCUUCUUCUCCAUGGCAUACGCAGCCCGGUUUCCUGCAAACAAUGCCCCACGAUAUGUGCCGACGCCACUCAGCUGGAAAUACAUCAGCGGGAGCACAAUGGGGAAACAGUCGCAGAAAAAUGCCCUGUUCCAGAUGACCUCAACUUAGAGGCCAAUAAUGUCAAUAUCAACAAGGAAAAUAGCGUAGAUGUUAUAGAAAAGAAUCUCCCGCUGCUUGAAAAUGUCCACAAGAACUUAUGCGACCAUUGCUCCGACUCCUUUAUCCUAGAAGACGAUUUAAAAAUCCAUACAAUGCUAGUGCAUGAUUUAAACAUUUCGGAUUCUCCGGAGAAAUCCAAGGUGCUUGAUCUCGAGCCGAAACGUUUGGACUUUAGCCAGGAAGGCAACACAAACAAAGAUUUAAGCGUAGAAACCAGUGACGAUCCGACUUCAAGGCAUGAUGAAAGUGAAUUUGAUCAGAAUAACAUAUCUGGGCAAGACACGCAACCCCAUUCCAAAUUCUUAAUUAAGUCGUCUAGUUCUGAGGGGAAACCCUUCAAGUGUGCGACUUGCCAACGCUCGUACAAGAGCAAAAAGAGUAUGCUGGACCAUCAAGCCACUCACCUCUCCAGCCCAAAGCACCACUGUUCCAUAUGCUCGAAGGCUUUUUGGCUGAGAUAUAAGUUAAAGCGGCACAUGCGCACCCACGAAGAUGAGGGACCUCAUCCGUGCCGUCAGUGCUCGGCCAUCUUCAUUGACCGCAUUCAGCUGAAAAUCCAUCAGCGGGAUCAUGAAGGAAAAACAAGCGAGGACUCCGAAUCGGAGGGCAACGAUGUCAACAAGGACGAUAAUAAUAUCAAUAUGAUCAACGAUUCUGGAAUCCUGAAUCAUGUCAACGACACGAAUCCUACAACGAAAUCCACUACUAUAUUACGCGGGUUGGAUCCUGACCUGUACCUUAGUUCGGAAAGUAGCACCAUCGGCGAUUCUAGCACUCUUAGAAGUAAAAACAAUCAGUCUUCAAGGCAAAAUGAAAGUGGUUUCGAUCAGGACACAACUUCAUCUGGGCAGGCCGAGAAACGAACAAAGUUAGACAACUUGCCAGCUACUACCAAGGAAAAUAGCGUCGUCUGUCCCUAUUGCCAAUCUACGCACAACACACCACAAGCCAUGCGUCGGCACCUAAACACCCACAUUGAAAAGCCGGAGUACAAGUGCUCCGUCUGCUCUAAACAUUUUCGGAGAAAUGAUUUUUUGGCCAAGCACCUUCGCACCCACGAAGACAGUGGUGAGGGCGUACGGUAUUCCUGCGAUUUGUGCACGGCCGUAUUCUCCGAGAAAUACAGCUUUUUACAGCAUCAACGUAAAAUGCAUGAGAUUCGGACCAUUCUAAAAUGUCAGUACUGUUCAAAGAAAUACAAGUCAAAAAAAGCACUAGAAAAUCACGAAAAUAUUCGCAAGUGUGUUUAAAUCGCU